Messenger RNA from Knipowitschia caucasica, 249 nucleotides. The record is from the annotation of a GenBank genome assembly. Lineage: Eukaryota; Metazoa; Chordata; Actinopteri; Gobiiformes; Gobiidae.
AUGCUGGCUUUGGUCAAGAAACAACUGAAGAAUCACCCAGCUCUCAUCCCACUGUUCUUCUUCAUCGGCGGUGGUACUGCCAUGUCCAUGAUUUACCUUGCGCGCCUGGGCUUGAGAAACCCGGACGUCUGCUGGGACCGCAAGAACAACCCUGAGCCCUGGAAUAAACUGAGCCCGACAUACCAGUACAAGUUGUUCGCUGUCAACAUGGACUACAACAAGCUGGAGAAGAACGGCCCUGACUUCUAA